This is a messenger RNA of Danio rerio (zebrafish), 2485 nucleotides long. The record is from RefSeq and is a predicted model, not a curated record. Lineage: Eukaryota; Metazoa; Chordata; Actinopteri; Cypriniformes; Danionidae.
GGAAGUUCCGGUGAUUCAGCUGGUCUCCGCCCUUCAUACACAAUGCGAUGGGCGUUUCUGAACGCAAGACAGCAGAGGGCACUUCACAAUGGGAGAGAGCUUCUCCGAGCAGCUGCGAAUAGACAGCCGGUUCCUGAAAUCGGACCGUCGUCUGGACACAGAACUGGUGGACAAACUGAUCCUGCAGCUCAACCGAAUCUACCCACAGAUCCUGACCGACAAAGAGGCCUCCAAAUUCCGGGAUCUGGAUGUUCCCACCUGUAUCCGGCUGGCGGAGCUGCUGUCUCGUCUGCAGGAGAAAGGAGAAGAGGCCUGUCGAGAGUUUUACAGGGCACUGCACCUCCACGUGGAGGACGUUUACUUCAGCUUACCCACACGCCUUCGGCUCAGAGAAUCUGGUGAUCCAGUCAGUCCAGUCUCCAGUCCCACCACCAGAUAUGUGCUGAAUGACCACAGCCCGUUUUUCUUCAUUAGUUGUUUCAGUGUGGCUGUAGGAGCAGCUCUGCUUCAUUACUAUGGUGAGUCGAAGCAGGUGUCCGGCUCCAGCAGCGCUCUGGGUUUGGCUGCCAUGGGUCUGAGCAGGAAAGUGCGGGACGUUCUCAUCUGGUACUCUGAGGAUGGAAAAUAAUUAUCUUUUGCUGCCUUAAAAAUGAUUUAGACACAGCAAUACAGUGAGAGCUUUUCGUGUCAUAACAUAGCAAACCUAUUUCAGGUUUUACAAAUACAUGUACAUACUGUGUAUAUACAGAAAUGAUUAGAAUGAGGUAAAAACCCAAAGAUUUAUUUUUAGAUAUGCCCAAAUAUGGACGUUCUUGUUACAGUUCUGAAUAUUAGCUACAGAACAUCUGUAAUCAAACAUUACAGUCGUGCAUUUGAUUAACAGCCAUUAUGCAGAGCAGGAGCUUAUUACUUUUAACCAAACACUUCGGUUUGCCUUAUUUUGUUGUAUGUGUUUAACUAUAUGUUAAAAUAAUUUAUAUAUUUUAUAUGGUUAAUAAACUAAAUAUGGACACAAAGAGCUAUAAUUCACUACACCAAGCACAACCAGAUAAAAUCAAAUGUGUCAGUAUACACUACCUGACAAAAAUCUUGUCGUCUAUCCAAGUUUUAGAAACAACAAAUAUUAAUUUGACUUCUAGUUGAUCGUCUGGUCCCAGAAAUGGAUUAUAUGAAAGGCAAAGGCCUCUAGAUUACACUUUUAUUUUUAAUUUAAAAAAUACAAUAUGAUCAUGCUUUGAUUUUUAAUUAUUUAAUUAGGACAGUAAGGUCUGACUUUGCUUACACAAAAGUCUUGUCACUUAACAGAAAUAAUGUACAGUAUAGAAUAUAAAGUCAUGGUGCAGUGGAAACAGAAUGAAUAUUGUGUCUGACUCCCAUGAGCUUAUAGGACUGCAUCCACACAUCACUGCAAUGACUCGAAACUUAUUAAUAAAGUCAUCUGGAAUGGCAAAGAAAGUGUUCUUGCAGGACUCCCAGAGUUCAUCAAGAUCCUUUGGAUUCAUCUUCAAUGCCUCCUCCUCCAUCUUACCCAAGACAUGCUCUAUAAUGUUCAUGUCUGGUGACUGGGCUGGCCAAUCCUGAAGCACUUUGACCUUCUUUGCUUUCAGGAGCUUUGAUGUGGAGGCUGAAUUAUGAGAAGGAGCCCUAUACUAUCUUGAUACCUCAGGUUGUUGAUGUUGCCAUCCACUCUGCAGAUCUCUCACACACCCCCAUACUGAAUGUACACCCAAACCAUGAUUUUUUUUCCUUCACCAAACUUGACUUAUUUCAGUGAGAAUAUUGAGUCUAUGCAGGUUCCAGUAGGUCUUCUGCAGUAUUUGUGAUGAUUGGGAUGCAGUUCAACAGAUGAUUCAUUAGAAAAAAAUCUACCUUCUUCUAUCCAACUAGAAGUCAAGUUAUUAUUUGUUGCUCUUACAGCUGGGAUUGAUGACAAGGCUUUUGUCAGGUAGUGUAUUAAUACAAUAUUUCGACAGAUAAGACACUAUAGACUAUAGCUCAGUCUGAAUUCAUGAGCAUUAGGAGUUUGUUACUUUAUAAUCCAUAUUUUUCUGCAGGCUAAGGUUUCAACAAAUUACUUUAUGAUGUUUGUUUACUUUUGUACUAGCAGCAUGUUUGCAAAGGUUGUUUAAUAGUAAUAACUGAUAUUGUCAACUUUUGAUUCUGCAGAGAGAUAUUAUGUAUAACAGGGUGCCCAGUACGGUUCCUGGAGAUCUACCUUCCUGCAAAGUCUUUAAUCACCAAGUGCUCCUUUAGAUCCUGCUAAGUUGGUUUAGUUGUUGUUGUUUUUUUUAUAAGGGUUGGGGCUGAACUCUGCAGGAAUUUAGAUCUCCAGGAUUAGGAUUGGGCAGCCCUGAUGUAAAAUAUUUUCAGUCUAGAAAUGUUUCAGAUAAAUCUGCCAAUUUUACUAUAUUUAACUGAGAAAUUGUAUUUUUCAUCAGGAUUUAAUAACUCGAUUAAACUAAAUAAAACUAUGGUUUGAAACGUU